Molecule: messenger RNA, 3470 nt
Organism: Drosophila elegans
Lineage: Eukaryota; Metazoa; Arthropoda; Insecta; Diptera; Drosophilidae
Gene: Mef2
Product: myocyte-specific enhancer factor 2
Exons: 12
Coding region: 1297-2997 (566 amino acids)
Biological process (GO): positive regulation of transcription by RNA polymerase II; cell differentiation
Molecular function (GO): RNA polymerase II cis-regulatory region sequence-specific DNA binding; DNA-binding transcription factor activity, RNA polymerase II-specific; histone deacetylase binding
Source: RefSeq, a predicted model, not a curated record
UUUGUUGUAGCGCUCCGUCGUUGUUGACUUGUCUCGUCGCAGGCUCCGCCAGAUUGAACCGAUCAGACUUUGAAUCGAUCGCAUUGAUUUCGAAACGAUACUCUUAAUCGGGAACUAGCUAUAUAACAGAUCGAAGUAUUGCUGACAUUAUAUAUUCCCCAAAAACUGGCAAAAACGUGCGCUCUUACGUCGGUCGCGUGAGUGUGUGUGUGUGGUGAGUUCUCCUCUCCCGUUGGCCCCCUUUACACCCCCUCGCCCACGUUCGCUCAGCGCGCAAAAGUAAAUUUUAGUGCAAAUAAAUUGCUUUGCUUAUCUCGAAGCGCGCGCUCGCACGAUGAACGCCAGUGUGUGUGCGUGUGUGGGGAGUGAGUGUGCGAGUGUUGUUAAUUAAUUUACAAAAGUCGCUCCUGUUUGGCGAACACCAGAAAACAACAACAAAAAUAGCAAAGAGGAGUGCGAAAACGAACGAAAAACAACAACGGACGAGAGCCAACGGUAGUUGCAUGUGGGCCACAUCGCCCACCCAACCCCCCACCCCAAUCCUUGCAGGCGGAAAACGAAAGUUCUUUUACAUGUAACACAACAACAACACUCCCAGAGAGAAGAGAGCAAAGAGCCCCACGCAGAGCGUGAGAGAAGGAGAGAGCGCCAGUGCCAGAGAGUGCCACUUGGCCUUGAACUUGCGACUUUACACAACAAAUCUCAGGUGGAAGCGGCAGCGGCAGCGUCAACGUCGAUGUCAGUUCCCAUAAACUGCAUACAAUAAACCAAUGUACAAAUCCAUAAUAUAGCGAAUCUACGCGGGUUUUCUAGAACUAUACACAAAUAUCCACAGGAUGGCCGUAGAUCCGUAGAGCACGGGCCAUAGAUCUACUUUUGGAGAGAAAACUGCAGGGUCAGUUGGCUCCCGAAUUAGCGCAAACUUUUGUACCUGUUGUGUCGGCAAACUGCUGAAGGCAAGCUCCCGAAGUUACCUGAGGAAACAAUUAUAUAAAAUUAUAUACACACCUAUAUAUGUAUACACAAAAAGAGAAUUUGCCGUUUUGACAAGCCGUCCACUUAUACAACAAAAAGAAGGCAUAAUAUAUAGAUACUAUAUAUAUAUAUAUAUAAAUAUGCCCCACGUCUGCCACACCAGGAAGAGCCACAGCAAUCCGCAGGGCAGCGACUAACUGAGUUUUCCCCAUCAGCUGCCGGAAAAUCCAAGCAGCAAAUCAGCGACCAAGCGAGCAGGAACAUCAGCCAAGGACAUUGUCAUCUCAGUUACAAUCGCAGGAGGAUAGGAAAACUGUUGCCAUGGGUCGCAAGAAAAUUCAAAUAUCACGCAUCACCGACGAACGCAAUCGGCAGGUGACCUUCAACAAGCGCAAGUUCGGCGUGAUGAAGAAGGCCUACGAGCUGUCGGUGCUCUGCGACUGCGAGAUCGCCCUCAUCAUCUUCUCGUCGAGCAACAAGCUGUACCAGUAUGCCAGCACCGACAUGGAUCGCGUUCUGCUCAAGUACACCGAGUACAACGAGCCCCACGAGUCCCUCACCAACAAGAACAUCAUCGAGAAAGAGAACAAGAACGGCGUGAUGUCGCCGGACUCGCCGGAAGCCGAAACGGACUACACACUCACGCCGCGCACGGAGGCCAAGUACAACAAGAUCGACGAGGAGUUCCAGAACAUGAUGCAGCGCAACCAGAUGGCCAUCGGCGGAGCGGGAGCGCCGCGUCAGCUGCCCAACAGCAGCUACACGCUGCCCGUUUCCGUGCCGGUGCCUGGCUCCUACGGCGACAACCUGCUGCAGGCCAGCCCCCAGAUGUCGCACACCAACAUCAGCCCACGUCCAUCGAGUUCGGAGACGGAUUCAGGUGGGAUGUCCCUGAUAAUCUAUCCAUCGGGUUCCAUGCUGGAGAUGUCGAACGGCUAUCCGCAUUCACACUCGCCGCUUGUGGGAUCACCGAGUCCGGGUCCCAGUCCUGGCAUAGCCCAUCACUUGUCCAUCAAGCAGCAGUCGCCGGGCAGCCAGAAUGGACGAGCUUCCAACUUGAGGGUCGUAAUACCGCCCACCAUCGCCCCCAUACCGCCCAACAUGUCCGCGCCCGACGACGUGCCCUAUUCAGAUCAACGACAGAGUCAGACGUCGCUGAACACGCCAGUGGUCACGCUGCAGACGCCGAUUCCCGCCCUCACGAGCUACUCCUUCGGGGCGCAGGACUUCUCCACCUCCGGCGUGAUGGGCAGCGCGGAUAUCAUGAGCCUCAACACCUGGCAUCAGGGCCUGGUGCCGCACUCUAGUCUCUCGCACCUGGCUGUCUCGAAUAGCACGCCGCCGCCCGCCACCUCACCCGUCUCCAUUAAAGUCAAGGCCGAGCCGCAGUCGCCGCCACGUGACCUGUCCGCCAGUGGCCAUCAGCAGAACAGCAAUGGGUCGACGGGUAGCGGCGGAUCGAGCAGCAGCACUAGCAGCAAUGCCAGCGGAGGAGGAGGUGGAGGAGGAGGAGGAGGAGGUGGUGGCUCGGGAGCCGUGAGUGCAGCCAACGUCAUUACGCACUUGAACAACGUCAGCGUGCUGGCAGGAGGUCCUUCGGGCCCAGGAGGUGGAGGGGGCGGCGGCGGCGGCAGCAACGGGAGCAUGGAGCAGGCCACCAAUUUGAGCGUGCUGAGCCACGCGCAGCAGCACCACCUGGUCAUGCCCAGCUCGAGGCCCUCGUCCACGGGCCACAUUACACCCACUCCAGGGCAUGAUAAGUAUGAAGGAUAUCCGUACCGCGCGCUAAUGGGACAUAAUCCUAGAUGGAAUUUUGCCGACUUCAUUAUCCUUAAUGCAGGUGCGCCGAGCAGCGAUCAGGAUGUGCGUCUGGCCGCCGUUGCCGCGCAGCAGCAGCAGCAGCAGCAGCAUCAACAACAGCAGCAGCAGCAACACCAGCAGCAACAGCAGCAGCAGCAGCUCGGCGACUACGAUGCUCCCAACCACAAACGGCCGAGAAUAUCGGGCGGAUGGGGCACAUAGCCGGCACGAGCUGCCGGUAGCAGCCACUACAAGCAACAUCACAACCACCACCACACUAGCUGCAACACUAGCAACACCAUCAGCAGCAGCAACAGCAGCAACAGCAGCAGCAGCAGCAAAAAGCCAGCGGAGUGCGAUGACCUGGCGAUGAUGCCACCACCGCCGCGCAAGGACAUGGCCCGCAGCUCCUACAGCCUGUUACAGUCCGGCGGCUACGACUGCUAUGGCCAGCAGCUGGCGGUGGCCUACGGAUCGCAGCAGCACCCGUAGGAUCCUCCGUUUCCGUUUCCGUUUAAGGACCAGUGCAAUAGUCGAGAGCGAGAGAGAAAAAGAGAGGAAGAGAGAAAGGAAGAAAGGAAACAGAAAGGAGGCAGUUUUGUUUUGUUUUCGGUUUAAGCAAACAGUGACAGUGUCAUAUCUUAUAGUUAUUGUAACUUAAAUGAAUUACAAUUACACACACACACACACACACA